This is a messenger RNA of Pseudomassariella vexata, 2328 nucleotides long. Its product is annotated as laccase-2. Bases 157 to 1980 code for a protein of 607 amino acids. Gene Ontology annotation, molecular function: oxidoreductase activity; copper ion binding. The transcript has 8 exons. The record is from RefSeq and is a predicted model, not a curated record. Lineage: Eukaryota; Fungi; Ascomycota; Sordariomycetes; Amphisphaeriales; Pseudomassariaceae.
CAUGUUGGGCCUGGCCAUCUGGCCUGCGCUUUGAAGUAUAUAAAGAUCUUCAAAGUUUCACUGUGGUCAUCGAAACGGUAUCACCGAUUCAUCUGAGACUUCAUCGGCGUCGCGAUUUAGUCAUUCUUUUGUGUCUCACGACUUUCACUGGUCAAGAUGUUUGGGCAUGACUGGACUUCUAAACUUGUUGUAGGUUUGUCUUUGGCUACUCUUGCGACUUCUAAUCCCGUGGCCGCUCCCCAAGCUACGACGACCAUCACGCCCUCCGGGCCACCAUGUACCCACAGUGCAACGAACCGAGCUUGUUGGAGGAAUGGCUUCAACAUUACUACUGAUUAUGAGACCUCCCUUGGGACGCCCCCGGGCAUAACCAGAGUCUACAACCUUGUGAUUACUAACGUGUCAUCAUUCUCUCCGGAUGGUGUUUCAAAGCCAGCUAUGCUCAUAAAUGUGGGUUUACCGGCAGUUACUUGCUCAAUGCUAACCAGUUUCGAAGGUACCUUCCCUGGACCCCUGAUCACUGCCGAUUGGGGGGAUUUCCUUCAAAUCAAUGUGCACAACAACCUACCACAAAAUGGAACAUCUAUUCAUUGGCACGGCAUGAGACAGCUGGGCACGAACGACCAGGACGGUGUCAACGGUGUUACCGAAUGUCCUAUCCCACCAAACCAUGUAAAGUCCUAUACAUUUAGGGCGACUCAAUACGGGACUUCCUGGUAUCAUUCGCACUUCUCGGCCCAAUACGGAAAUGGCGUGUUAGGUCCAAUGCAGAUCAACGGCCCUGCCUCCGCCAACUAUGACAUCGAUCUGGGGCCAUAUGUCAUUAGUGACUGGUACAGAACCACAGCAGAUGAGGCGGCAAGCAUAGCCGAGAUUGUUACUAAUGGUGCGCCACCCGCGAGUUCGAAUGUGCUCUUCAACGGAACAAACAUCAACCCUUCCGGGUCCGGCGGGCAAUACAAUAGAGUCACUCUCACUCCAGGAAGGAAACAUCGACUCCGCCUCAUCAACACUUCGGUCGAGAACCACUUCAGUGUUUCCCUCGUCGGACACAACUUCACUGUCAUCUCGACUGACAUGGUUGCCAUCGAACCUUUGGUGGCAUCAUCGCUUUUCAUGGCUGUCGGGCAACGGUACGAUGUGAUCAUAGAGUCCAACCAGAAUGUCGAUUCGUACUGGUUCAAUGCUACCUUGGUUGGAGGCCUUUGCGGUGUCUCUGUGAAUACAGCCCCUGCGGCUAUCUUCUCCUACCAGGGAGCCCCCGCAGCUGGCGUCCCGAGCGACCCUGGGGUGCCUCUGACUACUACACCCUGUAUCGACAACACCGGAUUCGUGCCAAUUGUACCCCGCCAGGCCCCCCAGUCGGAAUUCGCUGCGUCACAAGAUGUUUUGGAUAUACAGCUCGAAACUACCACUGUCAAUAGCACUGCAGUAUUUCGAUGGGAGAUCAAUGGCGAAAGCAAUGAUGUCAAAUGGGACAAACCAACCCUUGAGUAUGUCAGAGAUGGGGACACGUCUUACCCUCCUGAAGCGAAUGUCAUUAUUCUUGACGAACCUGAUGUGUGGACAUUUUGGGUUGUCCAGAACAACGCCAUAAUUCCUCAUCCCAUCCAUCUUCACGGCCACGACUUCCUAUUGCUAGGAACUUCUGACACAGACGCCAACCCGACUGAGCCAGUCAUUUUCAACGAGGCCUCCGACAUCGGCGGCCUCAAUUUCAAUAACCCCACACGUCGAGAUGUCGCCAUGCUUCCGCCGUUCGGGUGGCUUGUUAUUGCGUGGAAAACGGACAACCCGGGUGCUUGGUUAGUGCAUUGCCACAUAGCAUGGCACGUUAGCCAAGAUCUCAGUGUUCAGUUCCUCGAGAUGCGCGACCAAAUACCCAAGGCCAUGGACUUGGGUCAGCUCGAGCCACAGUGCAGUGAUUGGGAGGCGUACUACGAGACCAGCUACUGGAAGAUUGCUGAUUCCGGCCUUUAAGGCAGUAGGUUCAGGUCCAGAUGCGAACAAAUAAUUAUUUGCAUGUAUACGAAGGCGUUGAUUGGCACCUUAUUUCUGAUAUAUUCAUAUUCUAGCAACACAGGUUGGAAUCGGUCUUCGGGAGAGCUGGAAACUUCCAUACUUUCCAUGUGGUUUUGGGAGAUGUUAGCUGCCAUUCCUAGCUCGCAAUACUCUACUUUGUUGGUUAUAUAUUCGUGAACGUCAUGUAUCAAUCUAAAUUUCUUGCGGUGAUGAUACUGGCUUAUUUCUUAGUGUUGGGAUUUCACAUACUCGAGUGUAGCAUAUUGUCUCUCAUCUGAAUCAAAUCAUUUAUUCUGUCGUUGCCCU